Molecule: messenger RNA, 2474 nt
Organism: Columba livia (rock pigeon)
Lineage: Eukaryota; Metazoa; Chordata; Aves; Columbiformes; Columbidae
Gene: CD40LG
Product: CD40 ligand
Exons: 6
Coding region: 1462-2292 (276 amino acids)
Biological process (GO): immune response
Cellular component (GO): membrane
Molecular function (GO): CD40 receptor binding; tumor necrosis factor receptor binding
Source: RefSeq, a predicted model, not a curated record
CUUUUGCAUCUGCAGCUCAGAGCACCCUAACCACACAGGACAGGAUGCGAGAGAGUGGUUAGAUAGCAAAAGCGAAGGCUGGACUCCAUCCUGCAAGGCUCUGAGCAGCCCUGGCAAGGUGCUGUGUGCCCUCCUCUCCUGGAGCUGCUGGCGAGCAGCACCCUGCUCAGCACCCCGUGCUUUCAGCAGGAUCCAACCCUAUAUCUGCUGCAUGCACAUCUGAUAAGAGCAUCACCUUUAGAAUGCUGCUUUCAAAACAACUUUACAUGAUGGCUUGGUGGCUGCCUCCAAACCAGUGUCCUGGCCCUCCUCACAGUACAGCCUCACAGCCCUCCUCCUCUGCACCCCAACAAAAACACAGAUUUAUCCUCUUUCCAUGGAGAAAAGAAAGCCUGUCUCCUUGUGAGCAGUGAGGGCCCCUCUGCAUUUACCCUCAAUUAUUUUAUUGGUGGUGCAUGGUCGCACAAAUGUCGGAUACCUGAAGAACGUGGGGGCAGGGCCUUGCCUCCCUGCUGCUGGCUUGAGAGGUGUGGGGUCAUACAGGGGGCAUGAGAUGCCCAAAGUUGUGUGGAGGUGAUGUUGGGAGGUCAGCAGCUGGCAGGAGUGCCCAGCAACCCUAACAGCUCUUUUCAUGCCCUAAUAUAUAGAUGUAGGUAACAUGGCUAAGUGGGGGACAGGUUCUGAGAUGACUUGUGCCCUUGGGGACAGGGUGAGUACCUCAGCAGGGUACCAAGAAAGCUGCUUAGAACUUGUCUCUCCGAAGUGAUGACCAAGCACCAAGAACAAAAAUCCCAUCAUCUGUUGAGGAGCAUGAAAGAUGUGCCCACACUAGGGCUGCAGUGCCCACAGAGCUGGUCCUUUCUCCAUCAUCAUCCAGCCUACCCAGGCAGUGACCUUACUUAUGGGGAGCACAAGGGAAGGCCAGAAACCAGCACAACCCACUUGCCUCAGCCAAGUGUCUUCACUGCAAAAUCAUCCUUCUCGUGAAGGAAACAGGGGGAAAAAAGCCUUUCUUCCCCUUUCAAGAAACAAUCAACUUUUCAAGUGCUUCCUUGCCCCUGGCAGCCCACAGUGCUUUUCAGCAUCUCUGUCUGUGUAUUCGUGGUCUUCAUUUCUUUGAAGACAAUUUGCCAUUGAAACUUUCAUCUGCAGCAGGAAAAAACCACCAGGGCAUAGUCUGGAGUGUUUCAGGGGCAAAUAUGAAUAUAUGGAAUAAGAACCGCUCUCUGCUUCUGGUAGAACAGUAGGAAAAAGCAUGGAAGUGCACCAGAGAAGAAAGUCUAAGCAACCUUUUUUGUUGUGGGACAUGGUAGUGAACAAACCUACCCACUACGAAGAGCUUUUUCCAGGAAGUGUAGGUUGCUGCAACCUGUAUCCCUUGAGCAGCGGUUGCUCACACAACAGUUCUCAUGCUACUUGCAAGCAGCGCAUUUGGAGGAGCCUCAGCAACGAGCACGGAGGAUGAACGAAACUUACAGCCCUGCGACACCUCGACCCAUCGGCGGCACCUCACCCGGCACCAUGAAAAUGUUCAUGGGCUUCCUCGCUGUAUUUAUGGUGGCACAGACAAUUGGGACUGUACUCUUCUGUUUGUAUCUUCACAUGAAGAUGGAUAAGAUGGAAGAGGUGCUGAGCUUAAAUGAAGAUUACAUCUUCCUGAGGAAAAUACAGAAAUGUCAGACAGCAGAAGGUCAUAAGUCGACAUUAUUGGACUGUGAAAAGAUUUUAAAGGGUUUCCAGGACCUCCAGUGCAAGGAUGGAGGGGCCAGCAAGGGGCCACCCAAGUUUGAAAUGCAGAGAGGCCAUGAGCACCGUGAGCAUCCCCAUCCAACGCAAAAGAACGUGACAUCUGUGGCAGUGGAGAAGAGGCAGCCGAUCGCAGCCCACUUGGCAAUUCAAGAGAACAAGAAGACAGUCUCAGUGCUAGAAUGGAAGACGACGAUGUACGGCCCCAUGAACAACAGCUCGAUAUCCUACCAGGAGGGGAAACUGAAGGUGAAGGAAGCAGGGCUCUAUUACGUCUACUCCCAAGUCAGCUUCUGCACCAAGGAAGUGACUUCAGCACCCUUCACCCUCUAUAUUUAUUUGUAUCUCCCCAUGGAAGAGGACCGGCUCUUGCUGAAAGGACUAGACACACACAGCACCUCCAAGGCUCACUGUGACCUCCAGUCCAUCCGGGUAGGAGGCGUCUUUGAGCUCCGGGAAGGCGACAUGGUCUUUGUCAAUGUGACAGACUCAACACGAGUGAACUACAACCAUGGCAGCAACUACUUCGGCAUCUUCAAGCUGUAGCGAGGAGGAGGCUGCCCCAAGCUGGGGAUCCAGCCUGACUUUGUUGAGCAAAGUGGCUUUCCCUGUUUCCCGUAUUUAUGUUCCUCUGCCUCUUUGGCUUUCAUGUUUCUUAAUUUGUAUAUUUUGUUAUUUAUUAAUGAAGGCCAAGGGGCCUUGAGAAUACAAAUGGAACAAAGUUUGAA